Messenger RNA from Saccharomyces cerevisiae S288C, 1524 nucleotides. It is a transcript of the gene SHQ1, whose product is annotated as Hsp90 cochaperone SHQ1. Bases 1 to 1524 code for a protein of 507 amino acids. NCBI's taxonomy places the organism in Eukaryota, Fungi, Ascomycota, Saccharomycetes, Saccharomycetales, Saccharomycetaceae. The record is from RefSeq and is marked reviewed. The transcript has a single exon. Gene Ontology annotation, biological process: box H/ACA snoRNP assembly. Gene Ontology annotation, cellular component: nucleus.
AUGAUAACACCAAGAUUCUCUAUAACACAGGAUGAGGAAUUUAUAUUUCUCAAAAUAUUCAUAAGUAAUAUUAGGUUCAGUGCAGUGGGUUUAGAGAUAAUCAUCCAAGAAAAUAUGAUCAUUUUUCACUUAUCCCCUUACUAUUUAAGAUUAAGAUUUCCUCACGAAUUAAUCGAUGAUGAGAGGUCUACCGCUCAAUACGAUUCCAAAGAUGAAUGCAUCAAUGUAAAAGUAGCCAAACUGAAUAAAAAUGAAUAUUUCGAAGAUUUGGACCUACCGACAAAGUUGUUGGCUAGGCAAGGCGAUCUUGCAGGUGCCGAUGCAUUAACAGAAAAUACUGAUGCGAAAAAAACCCAAAAGCCCCUUAUUCAAGAGGUCGAAACUGAUGGCGUGUCGAAUAAUAUUAAAGAUGAUGUGAAGACUAUUGGUCAAAUGGGAGAGGGGUUUAAUUGGGAGAUAGAGCAAAAGAUGGAUUCCAGCACCAAUAAUGGAAUAUUGAAGACAAAAUAUGGGUUUGAUAACUUAUAUGAUACAGUUAUAUCAGUGUCGACAAGCAACGGGAACGAUAUCAAUGAAUUAGACGAUCCUGAACACACUGACGCGAACGAUAGAGUUAUUGAAAGGUUAAGAAAAGAAAAUUUGAAGUUUGAUCCUGAGUACUAUGUUUCCGAGUAUAUGACACAUAAAUACGGUAACGAGGAAGACUUGGAAAUUAACGGCAUUAAAGAACUACUGAAGUUUACACCUUCGAUCGUAAAGCAAUACCUGCAAUGGUACAAAGACAGUACGAACCCAAAUCUGGUCAUGCCAAUUGAGUUUACUGACGAGGAACAAAAACAGAUGCAGGACAAUUUACCCAAGAAGUCUUAUCUCGUGGAAGAUAUAAAACCACUUUAUGUCACUAUACUCAGCGUUCUUUUCAGUUAUGUGUUUGAACAGAUCGAAAACGAAGGUACUCAUACCACAGAGAGUGCUUGGACCAUGGGAAAAUUGUGCCCUCAAAUAUCAUUCUUAGACCAACAAUUAAAACAGGUGAACGAACUGCAAGACGGUAUGAAAGAAAUAUCAAAGGUUAAUAAAGACAGCUCUCUCAUCAAGAUUGCAAUCAUUACAGGUAUCAGGAGAGCCCUGAGUUAUCCACUACAUAGAAACUAUGACCUAGCAAUGAAAGCGUGGACAUUCGUAUAUUAUAUUCUACGAGGUGGUAAGAGACUAGUCAUAAGGGCGCUUUUGGACAUUCAUGAAACAUUUCGUUUCCAUGAUGUUUACUACGUCUACGACAAAGUUCUCUUGGAUGAUCUGACUGCGUGGUUCAUUUCUCAGGGUAGUGAGAACGUCAUAAGAAGUCUGGCCUUGGAAAUGAGAAAAGAGCAAGAGUCACUUUCCAAGCAGGAUAUUGAAUUUGAAUGUAUUGCAUCGUUCAACGAACAAACUGGCGAACCUGAGUGGGAGACACUAAAUAUAAGAGAGAUGGAAAUUUUGGCAGAGUCUGAAUACCGAGAGCAGCAGCAGAACCCACAAUGA